AUGGAGACCAACAGACCCUAUACCACUGAAAGUCGUAUCAAUUCCGUGGACAGACCAGGCAAGCUUGACACCACGACCUCGAAUGUUCAUCAUAUUGCUUCAUCCAGCUCCACAGCUGGAUUUUUCCAAAGCCCUCCGCAGGUCCUCAACCAGUAUGAAGACGAUACGGCUCUACGGCGCGCGAUGAAGCUCUUCCUACCACACGGAGUGCAAGAGGCAUUAAAAGCCGAUCUCUCUGCUUUUGGUGAACGUGUGCUCACUCGUCAGACGCUUGGCUGGGUUCUUGAGGCUGAACGCAAUCUUCCUUACGUCAAAUCGUGGGACACCUGGGGCAAGCGUCGUGAUGAGCUCAUCACUAGUGACGGCUGGAAGAAUUUGCAGCGGAUGGGAAUUGAAGCAGGUAUCGUUGCUAUCCCAUAUGAAAAUUCCUUUCAGGAGUUCUCGAGGAUCUACUGGUGCACCAAAUACAUCCUAUGGUGUGGAAGUAGUGCGUGGGUCAACUGUCCGAGUCUCAUCGUUGACGGGGUCGCGAGCUUGUUUCGCGAACAUCUGAGUGAUAACACCCUUGGAGAUGAGAGACAGGUCCUACAGGAUGCGUAUACCAGAUUGGUAUCAAGAGACGGCGAAAAAGCGUGGACGUCAGGUCAAUGGAUGACAGAACGACAAGGCGGAAGUGAUGUGAGCAUGACCGAGACUGUUGCAACAUAUGCACCAAACUGUCAAUCAAAUGAAGAAGAAGACGCGCAUGGAAACCCGCUUGGUCCGUGGUGUUUAGAUGGAUUCAAAUGGUUCAGUAGCGCCACGGACGCGAACGUGGCUAUUCUCCUUGCUCGGACUCAGAAAGGAAUCAGUCUGUUUUACGCACCGAUGAGACGAGCGUUGAAGGAAAAGGACGCCAUGGGUUUUGGGACUGCGUCGAACGGGGUUUAUAUUCAAAGGCUGAAAAAUAAACUCGGAACGAAAGCUUUACCAACGGCAGAACUCGAGAUCAAAGGGAUGCGGGGUUGGUUGGUCGGCGAAGAAGGGAGAGGAACGAAGGAGAUUGCUACGGUUCUGAAUGUUGCAAGACUUCACAACGCAGCGACGGCUGUUGGACUCUGGGGGAGAGGCCUUGGGAUUGUCAGAGCUUUUGCUCGUGUUCGAGUGGUGGGUCGAAGACCACUGUAUGAGAGAGCAGGCUUUAUGCGGAACCUUGCCCGGAUGCACACUGAAUAUCGUGCCAACGUUCUGUUUACUUUCUUCGUCUCUGGACUGCUUGGUUGUGCGGAGCAAGAAAAAAUCGCAAAAAUGGCUGGUGAGCAAGGGAAAGGAGUGAAUAAGAUGGGAAAAUUACCGAACGUGACAGACACCCCGAUGGCAGUUUGGCUCUUACGGAUUUUCACACCUCUCCUCAAAGGGCACUGUGCAAAGACUGGAAUCACCGGUCUCCAAGAAUGCAUGGAGUGUUUGGGUGGAGUCGGCUACCUUGAAAACGACGAUAUGCAGUUCAACAUCGCCCGACUCUAUCGUGAUGCAAACAUUGUACCCAUCUGGGAAGGGACUACUGAUGUGAGUUUGCGGUAUAAUCUCGUCAAUCUCUGUACCGAUACUUACAAAGGUGCUGUCCAGAUGAUGGCUGACGACGCCAUUUUACGCGUCUUGUAUGGCAAGAAUCGAACAGAGGUAAUGAGAGCCUUGUCCAAAUGGGUUACCGAAGUGUUGGAACAAAAUGCCAGCCAGGGGUCUGACAUCAAAACUGUGGCGAGUUGGUGGACAGACUUUAAGCAGACAUUGAUCGAUCUCCCAAAGUCAGACAUUGAGAGGCAUGCUCGCGACAUCAUGUCAAGGCUUGUUGACAUUGUGCAAGGCUUGCUUCUAAUCAUCGACGCAGCAACAGAUGGAAAUGAUGUGGCACAGUUGGUAAAGGAGUGUUGGUUUGCCGACAAGUGUGAGGGUAUGAGUCUCAAGCCGUCUAGUAGGAGGAGUUCCACCAAUUUACAGACCUCAGACAUGAGGAUUGUCUUCCGGCAGGCCAAGCUUGAUUCGCUCGGCGCAAAAAUAUAG
Messenger RNA from Cladophialophora bantiana CBS 173.52, 2043 nucleotides. RefSeq lists its product as uncharacterized. Gene Ontology annotation, molecular function: oxidoreductase activity, acting on the CH-CH group of donors. Lineage: Eukaryota; Fungi; Ascomycota; Eurotiomycetes; Chaetothyriales; Herpotrichiellaceae. The transcript has a single exon. The coding region runs from base 1 to 2043 and encodes 680 amino acids. The record is from RefSeq and is a predicted model, not a curated record.